Messenger RNA from Oncorhynchus masou masou (cherry salmon), 795 nucleotides. RefSeq names its product homeobox protein Nkx-2.2a-like. The coding region runs from base 1 to 795 and encodes 264 amino acids. The transcript is spliced from 2 exons. The record is from RefSeq and is a predicted model, not a curated record. Gene Ontology annotation, molecular function: DNA-binding transcription factor activity, RNA polymerase II-specific; RNA polymerase II cis-regulatory region sequence-specific DNA binding. NCBI's taxonomy places the organism in Eukaryota, Metazoa, Chordata, Actinopteri, Salmoniformes, Salmonidae. Gene Ontology annotation, biological process: cell differentiation; regulation of transcription by RNA polymerase II. Gene Ontology annotation, cellular component: nucleus.
AUGUCGUUCAGCAACACAAAGACGGGCUUCUCUGUAAAGGACAUUCUGGAUCUUCCUGACACCAAUGGAGGUUCUGAAACGGAGGAGACUGAAGAUGAGAACGAGGUGGAAACGACUGAGACUUUGACGCAAAAUCCAUCUUCUGAAAACACUGGAAAUGUGCCCUACAAGAGCCUUUUGUGUGAUGGUGGUGGUAAUCCCUACUCAAGAUGGCUUGCCUCCUCCAGCACCAUCCAAUAUUCAUUGCAUAGUUUGUCAGUUGAUUCUCGAAACGAACCGAAAUAUCCAGAGCUGUCCGCCGACGAAUCCCAAGAUGUCGACAGGGACGCCACAGGUGACAGCAGCGACUCUGGAAAGAAGAGGAAACGGAGAGUGCUGUUUUCCAAAGCUCAAACCUACGAACUUGAGCGACGAUUCCGACAACAGAGAUAUCUCUCGGCGCCGGAGAGGGAGCGCCUUGCAAAUGCACUACUACUGACACCGACUCAGGUGAAGAUCUGGUUCCAGAAUCACCGGUAUAAAAUGAAGAGAGCACGGGCUGAGAAGGGUAUGGAGAUGGUUAAUUUCGUGUCCCCAAGACGGGUGGCCAUUCCGGUUUUGGUUCGGGAUGGAAAGCCAUGUGAUACUAACAAAAGUCAGGAACUCGAGGCCUCAUUCAGUGCUGGAAUACCUCUGUCGGCGUAUAGCGCCUAUUCUCUCCAUCACUUGCAUAUGCGCUCUCACUACAGCCCCGACGCCAUCUCACAGCUGCCCAGUGUGCAUCAUAUGGCGCAAAUGUACCAAUGGACUUGGUAG